CUCUUCUUCUUCCUCUUCUUCUUCCUCUUCUCCUUCUUCUUCUUCCUCUUCUUCUCCAACUCCAACUCCAACUCUCAUUCCUUUCUCUCUCUCCAUCCCGGACUGAUUCCUAUUUCUCAACGAACUGUGCCCACGAGCGUAUUUCAUAUUUCACACUCAGACACACGCGCACCCCCCUGUGGCAAAGUCCCCAUUUCACCACUCCUCACACCUCGCCACUCUUCUGCCGCCUAAGCCCUAUUUCCUCCUCUUUCUCGUCUCCAUCCUCUCUCGAACCCUUUGCCAGAGAUGGUCGGAAAGCUGUUCAACGACUUGGUCACGGCCCUGGACAUCAUCCCCUCCUCCUCAACCGUCCACCUCUGUGUCCACCACCCAUCCACCUGCGCUCUCUCGGGCAAGGUUCGCGUCCUCGCCAAACGCCCCUGUAUCUACAAGUCCCUCGUCCUCACCGUCACCGGCACCACCCGCAUCUGCAGUCGACAGGGCUCCAGGACCAUCAAAGCCAAGCAGGUCUUCUUGAAUGUAUCGAAGGAGAUUCUCUUUGAGGGCCACAGUGCCACCGGAAGGAGGAACUCGGCAUUAGCGCAGGGAAAUGCGGAGACUGGAAUGGCGCCACGCGACAGUCCGAAUACUGAAGAAGGAGCACGAGAGAGAGAGCAGUCGCCCUCGGGGACGACCCCAGCAUCGCCGCCAUCCAGGACACAGAACCAACUGCUCCCAGGCGUAAACGAUAUCGACUUCCGGAUCGAAUUCCCCUCCCACAUACGCUCCAAGGCCUCCACCUCUACUCCAUCGCCCUCCACCCCCUCACCGCAAUCAGACCCCGACCUAUGCAGCCUCCCCUCCGGCCCCAUGAAAACCACCGCCGGCGACUCCUCCAUCAUGUACACCCUCCGCGCAACGCUCGUCCUGUCCCGGCGAGACAUUCUCGUGAACAACCAUAUGACGGCCACCACCCCCUUCCGGGUCCAGUCAUGGCAGGACACGAUCGAUUACCGACAGAGUGAAGACCACUCCUUCCACGGAAAGCGGCGCGGAAAGAUCGAGUUCCAGUUCCAGGUACCGAAGCAGUUAGACCUUAGAAGGCUCCAAGAGCUGCAGUUUGGGUUCAAGGCCAGUUGGCGGACUCUGCAAGAUCAGCUUAAAGUCAAGGAAGUACAGUAGGUUCGGGCCCUGGCGACUCAUGUGUCUCAUAUCUCCUCUCGCGUACAUUCCCUGCGACCUCCUCCGUAGGUUCGGUCCAAAGGUCGUCCCAAUAAUGAACACCUCCAUCAUCUCGACCUCCGCCCUGCACGACUGCUCCAGCUACACCAUCCCGACCAACACCUGGGGCCAACUCCGAGCCGCUGCUC
This is a messenger RNA of Gamsiella multidivaricata, 1352 nucleotides long. RefSeq lists its product as uncharacterized. The record is from RefSeq and is a predicted model, not a curated record. NCBI's taxonomy places the organism in Eukaryota, Fungi, Mortierellomycota, Mortierellomycetes, Mortierellales, Mortierellaceae. The annotation marks the transcript as partial. The transcript is spliced from 2 exons.